Oryza sativa Japonica Group (Japanese rice) is the source of this 3643-nucleotide messenger RNA. Its product is annotated as AP-4 complex subunit epsilon. NCBI's taxonomy places the organism in Eukaryota, Viridiplantae, Streptophyta, Magnoliopsida, Poales, Poaceae. Gene Ontology annotation, cellular component: AP-4 adaptor complex; membrane coat. Gene Ontology annotation, molecular function: cargo adaptor activity. The record is from RefSeq and is a predicted model, not a curated record. Gene Ontology annotation, biological process: vesicle-mediated transport; intracellular protein transport.
AGACCUCCUCCUCCUCACUAAUCCCGAUCCCGAUCUCCCCCUUCCUUCCCUACACCGAAAGCCCGAAACCCACCUUGCCUCGCCUCGCCUCGCCGGAUCCAGAUCUCCACCGCCUCGCCUCGCCGCGCCGCCACCAACCCACUCGCCGUCGCCGUCGCCGGCGGCGGAUCGGCCCCACAUCACCUCGGCCUCCCCGAGCAAACCGGCGGGGGACGCCCCCGGGCAACGGGCGGGCGAAGAGGGGCGCAAUGGAGCAGCUGCGGACGAUCGGGCGGGAGCUGGCGAUGGGGUCGCAGGGAGGGUGGGGGCAGUCGAAGGAGUUCCUCGACCUUGUCAAGUCCAUCGGCGAGGCGCGGUCCAAGGCGGAGGAGGACCGGAUCAUCUCGCGGGAGCUGGAUCACCUCAAGCGCCGCCUCGCCGACCCCGACGUGCCCCGCCGGAAGAUGAAGGAGCUCCUCCUCCGCCUCGUCUACGCCGAGAUGCUCGGCCACGACGCCUCCUUCGGCCACAUCCACGCCGUCAAGAUGACCCACGACGAGUCCCUCCCGCUCAAGCGCACGGGCUACCUCGCCGUCUCCCUCUUCCUCGACGAGCGCCACGACCUCGUCAUCCUCGUCGUCAACACCAUACAGAAGGACCUCAGGUCCGACAACUACCUCGUCGUCUGCGCCGCGCUCACCGCCGCCUGCCGCCUCAUCGGGGAGGAGGCCAUCCCGGCCGUGCUGCCCCAGGUCGUCGAGCUGCUCGCGCAUCCCAAGGAGGCCGUGCGGAAGAAGGCCGUCAUGGCGCUCCACCGAUUCUACCAGCGAUCCCCCUCAUCCGUCUCUCACCUUGUCUCCAACUUCCGCAAGAGGCUCUGUGAUAAUGAUCCUGGGGUCAUGGGUGCAACUUUAUGCCCCCUCUAUGACCUGAUUUUGGAAGAUCCAAAUUCGUACAAGGAUUUGGUUGUUAGUUUUGUUAACAUCCUCAAACAAGUUGCAGAGAGGAGGCUUCCAACUUCCUAUGAUUACCACCAAAUGCCUGCACCAUUUAUUCAGAUUAAACUAUUGAAAAUACUUGCGGUGCUGGGUAGCGGUGAUAAGCAGGCAAGUGGAAAUAUGUACAUGGUCUUGGGUGACAUAUUCAGGAAGGGUGACACUGCAAGCAACAUUGGCAAUGCAAUAUUGUAUGAGUGCAUAUGCUGUAUUUCAUCCAUAUUCCCGAACGCUAAGAUGCUUGAUGCUGCAGCUGAAACAACAUCAAAGUUUCUGAAGAGUGAUAGCCAUAAUCUUAAGUACAUGGGCAUUGAUGCUCUUGGCCGGUUAAUUAAAAUAAAUCCAGAUAUCGCAGAAGAGCACCAGCUGGCUGUUAUUGAUUGCUUAGAGGAUCCUGAUGACACUUUGAAACGCAAGACCUUCGAGCUUCUUUACAAGAUGACAAAAUCAACAAAUGUUGAAGUGAUUGUUGAUCGAAUGAUUGAGUAUAUGAUUAACAUCACUGAUCACCAUUACAAGACAGAAAUUGCAUCUCGUUGUGUUGAGCUAGCAGAACAAUUUGCACCUAGCAAUCAGUGGUUCAUCCAGACCAUGAACAAAGUCUUUGAGCAUGCUGGAGAUCUUGUCAACAUCCGAGUUGCACAUAAUUUAAUGCGACUUAUUGCUGAAGGCUUUGGAGAGGAGGAUGAAGGUGCUGAUAGCCAACUAAGAUCGUCAGCUGUAGAUUCCUAUCUACGGAUUGUUGGGGAGCCAAAGCUUCCUUCUUCGUUUCUGCAGAUAAUAUGCUGGGUUUUGGGAGAAUAUGGAACAGCAGAUGGGAAAUAUUCAGCUUCAUAUAUUAUUGGGAAGCUGUAUGAUGUGGCAGAGGCCCACCCAACUGAUGACACUGUCAGGGCUUAUGCAAUCUCCGCAAUUUUGAAGAUCUUUGCGUUUGAAAUCGCUCUUGGAAGGAAGAUCGAUAUGCUACCCGAGUGCCAAUCGUUGAUAGAUGAAUUGUCAGCUUCGCAUUCAACAGACUUGCAGCAGCGUGCAUAUGAGCUACAGGCUUUGCUAGGUUUGGACAAACAGGCUGUUGAGAAUGUAAUGCCAGCCGAUGCAAGCUGCGAAGAUAUUGAGAUCGACAGAAACCUCUCGUUUCUAAAUGGUUAUGUGCAGCAAGCCAUUGAAAAUGGUGCUGCACCCUACAUUCCUGAGAGUGAACGCUCAGGAGUGGUAAGUGUUGGCAACUACAAGGCCCAGGAUCAACAAGAGACAUCUGCCCAUGCUCUUAGAUUCGAGGCCUAUGAGCUACCUCCAGCAGCUUCACAGGCCAGUAUUUCCCCAACUACUGACCUGGUUCCAGUUCCAGAACCAAGCUACUAUAAGGAAGAUCACCAAAUGUCAAGAUCCCAGCCAUCAGGCGAUUCUCUUUCUGGUGAAUUUGGUCUCAAACUUCGUCUUGAUGGAGUUCAGAAGAAAUGGGGGAGACCAGCCUAUUCCUCCUCAUCUACGCCUUCAAGUUCAACAUCUAGUCAACAAGCAACCAAUGGAGGCGUUAGUUCUGAGGUGGGAGGGUCAACAAGUUCACAGGCUCGGGAAUCCACAUAUGGUUCCAAGAGACAGCAGGCCACUGAAGUUUCAGCGGAAAAGCAACGGUUGGCUGCUUCACUCUUUGGUAAAGCUGAUAGGAAGACCCAGGCUGGGCGAAAGACAGCAAAGGAGAGUUCCUCAACUGAGAAAGUAGCUACUGCUAAUGCAACACCGCAGCCAGCCAAAGAGCAAGUAAUCCCUUCUGCCCCACCACCUGAUCUUCUGGAUCUGGGAGAGCCAGUUUCAUCAAGUCCUCCAUUAGCUGAUCCUUUCACACAGUUAGAAGGUCUUCUCGGACCAGCAUCAGCCUCUCCUGUGGUUUCUGAAACCCCAGCUUCGAGCACUUCGAAAACACCAGAUCUUAUGUCAAUCUUUUCGGAUGAUGUACAAACUGGAGUGACCAGUGGAUCCACAGAACCAUCACUCGGGGUAAAUGUGGUCGCUGCAAAGAAGGGCCCUAGCCUUCAAGAUGCCUUGCAGAAGGACGCAGCGGCCCGGCAAGUUGGUGUGACGCCGACAGGGAACAACCCUAUUCUAUUCAAGGACUUGUUAGGCUAGAAUAUACAGCAUAUGUUCAGCGUGCUCAAAUUGGGUAAGUGGAGUUUGCCUCCAAGAUGGUCUUGAUUGCCUGAUCGGUGAACCAGUAAUGAAUGAUGCUGUUCGAUCAGCACAGGGCACAUGAGGGCAUGAGGUAAAUUUGGUUUUGAUUCACAGGACACGACCUUUUACCCUCCCAAUUGGGAGAAGGUAGGUUUGGGAUGAGAUGUGGAUGGUUGCGGGUCUUUUUCCUGUUGCGUUUUUCACAUGGUAAUUUCUUGUCGAGACUUAGUGUACAUGUGUUUAUUACAUGAUGUGUAAUUUGUACAUGAUGAGACCGUGGUCCAGAAGCGUGUGCCGGCGCUUUUUUUCGGUUCAUCUGGCAGGGAGUAUAUGUUUUGAGAUUUACCCACAUUGGAUAUACAGUAGCUGCUGGGCACUAGAAACUCGGUUGCCACUUCCUCUGAAACUGGCUGGAAUAAUAAAAUGUAAGUUUUUUCUUCCCCUUACGCUUUCAUGUUUGGCGAUACGAUUCCCUUUCCAAAGAUGGAUUAAAUCAGCCA